CGGGGGAUAGAGCAGAGCGAGGGAGAUGAACAAUAAUGGCAGGAGGAGGAACCUUCUUCCCCUGAUUCCCUGCGCUGCAUCUUAUCAUCAUUAAUUCGUCCUUGUGAUCGGUGGACUGAUCGACUCAUCGGGAGGGGUAGGGAGCCUCAGCCCGCUCGUCGUCGCGUUCCUUGUUUGAUCGCGUUGCUCUUGAAUCAUCAGACAGAAUAAAUUAGUCUCCUACCAGACGUCUUCAAUUUCAGCAUACCUUUGGAUUGAUCAAGCGGCAGGAGAACGAAGAUCAACAUGUCGGCGGAUGCCGCCGUGUCGGAGAGGAAGACGAAACCAUUGCUGCCAGAGGGGUUGCUUCUCCCGGCGAGCAUGGUGUUGGUGCAGGUAUUCACCAUGGGCGCCCUCCUCCUUUCCAAGCUCGCCUUCAACGUUGGCAUGGCGCCUUUCGUCCUCCUCGCCUACCGCAACCUCAUCGGCGGCAUCACUGUCGCUCCCUUCGCCUUCUACUUCGAGAGGGACAUGAUGAAAAAGGUGAACCUGAAGGUAUGGGGUUGGAUCUCCGUCAAUGCUUUGUUCGGGAUUGUGCUGGCAAUGGGACUGCAAUACUAUGGUCUGCGGGCCACCAACGCGGCCUACUCCGUCAAUUUCCUGAAUGUGAUCCCCGUCGUCACCUUUAUCAUCGCCAUCAUACUUCGAGUGGAGAAAUUGAAGAUAGAGACAUGCCCUGGCAAGAUGAAGGUCAUCGGUACGGUUAUCGUGGUGGGCGGGACGAUGGUGAUUAGCCUGUACAGAGGCAAGCUGCUUCAUCUGUGGCCUACCCACCUGCUGAAACCGCAGCUGCAGGCGGCCGGCGCGGCCUCGGCCAUACCUAACCACCACAACAUGCUCAUCGGCACAAUGUUCCUAUCCGGCAGUUGCCUCAGCUACGCCUUCUGGUUCAUUAUACAGGCUCGAGUGUCAAAGGAUUUCCCGUCAACGUACUUCUCGACAAUGUUGGCUUGCGCGUCAGGGACAAUCCAGGCGGUGGUGAUCGGAAUCAUGAUCGACAGGGAUCCAUCGUCAUGGGCGCUCAGCUGGGACCUGCAGCUGCUCACCGUCGUCUACUCGGGGGUGUUCAACACGGGCGUCACCUUCUGCUUGAUCUCUUGGGCGGUGGCUCGCCGUGGGCCCACCUACCCUUCCAUGUUCAACUCACUAUCGUUGAUGAUCACCACAGUUCUCGAUUCAGUGCUCCUUGGCACCGAUGUGUCCGUGGGGAGCUUGCUAGGAGGGCUACUGAUCAUCCUAGGCCUGUACGCAUUUCUUUGGGGCAAAGGAAAGGAGAUGCAGGAGCAGCGCAAGCAAAUCAGUGCGGCGGCAGCCAACACAGAACGAAGCAAAGGCAGCGGCGCGGCUGACGGUAAUGGCGUGGAUAGCGUGCAGGUUGGGAAGCAGGAGGUGCGAAUUCGUGUGGAAGGCAGCUAGCUAUUUAGAUAUGUUAGAGGCAUGCAUAGACAGUGUUUGGGAGACAAUUAAACAAAGCAACACGGAGAUGGACCAUAAAGAUUGGUAUAGGUUGGAAUUAAUCUUUCAUAUCAGAUCAUCUGAGGCUAUCAAAGUGCCUAUGCGUUGCAAUGGAUCAGAAAUAAAGGAAUAUAUGGUCAAGAACCACAGACCUUGAAAUGUUGUCCUCCUAUCUAAAACUGCCAUCAGUCCACACAUGUACCUAAAAAACCCAUUAUAAACAGCUUCGGUUUCAUCCAAA
Brachypodium distachyon (stiff brome) is the source of this 1735-nucleotide messenger RNA. Its product is annotated as WAT1-related protein At1g09380. Gene Ontology annotation, cellular component: plasma membrane. Gene Ontology annotation, molecular function: transmembrane transporter activity. The transcript is spliced from 8 exons. The coding region runs from base 286 to 1455 and encodes 389 amino acids. Lineage: Eukaryota; Viridiplantae; Streptophyta; Magnoliopsida; Poales; Poaceae. The record is from RefSeq and is a predicted model, not a curated record.